AUGGUGAGUCCCUGCAGAGUUAGAUAUUCCGAUCGGAACCAAACUGCCUGACUUGGAUUGAAGUAUCUUGGAUCCGAAUCGAAUCUCCGGACCAGAUAAUCCGAAACUUUGACCCAAGAUACUUCAAUCCACUUUCUAGAACUAAAGUUUUUGGAUCAGAUCGGAAUAUUUACACAGUGUCCUCUUCAGAAGUGCUUCCUCUCUUUCCUUCUUCUCGUCGCUUUCGCGUCCGCUCAGUACGGACCGCAAUGCCCUCCGAACGAGGUGUUCCUCGAGUGCGGCACCGCCUGCGAGCCGGGCUGUGAACUUCCCCGUCCGGACAUUUGCACCCUCCAAUGCAUCGUCAACGUCUGCCAAUGCGCGCCUGGAUUCGUGAGGGGACCCGACGGAUGUGUGCUCCCGGAACAGUGCUACGGAUACUGA
Molecule: messenger RNA, 423 nt
Organism: Caenorhabditis sp. 36 PRJEB53466
Lineage: Eukaryota; Metazoa; Nematoda; Chromadorea; Rhabditida; Rhabditidae
Source: the annotation of a GenBank genome assembly